AUGCCAAAACUUUGGGUCCCUCAAGCUUCACCUAGUAACUAUGGUGAUGACAUCGCCGGCUACGUCGAGGCCGUCGGUGAGGGUGUUUUAGGCUUCAGCAAGGGCGAUCGCGUGGCUGCUUUCCACGAAAUGGGCGCACCACAUGGAAGUUACGCCGAAUAUUCAAUUGCAUGGGCUGACUCCGCUUUCCAUAUACCAGCCCACAUCACUUUCGAAGAAGCCGCGACGAUUCCUCUGACUGCAAUGACGGCUGCUCUAGGGCUCGACCAGAGACUCGGAUUGCCACUGCCCUGGAGUGCAAUCACUGAACCACUACCAUUGAUCAUUUAUGGCGGUGCCACGGCCGUCGGAUCAUUUGCAAUCAAGCUUGCAGCUCUCUCGAAUAUUCACCCUAUUAUGGCUGUUGCAGGCAAUGGUACUUCUUAUGUGAAUACCUUACUCGACAAAUCUAAGGGUGACACGGCGAUCGACUAUCGUCAAGGGGAGGCUCACACGCUGGAGAAAAUCAAGGAAGCUGCCGGCGAAAAUCCGAUCAUCUACGCCUUUGACACGGUGUCUGAAUCGAAUACGCUUCGAAUGAUUGAUCGAGCGCUCGCACCCGGCAAAGGCAAUAUUGCGAAUCUUCUACCAAGUUCGCCUAAGAACGAGUUGUCUUCGGAGUUAACGUUUACGAUGGUAGGAACUAUACACGCAUCUAAGUCUACCAAAUCUUGGCCAGCCCUGGGUAACAGAGAAUUUGGAACACUCUUUUUCUCGUUCUUCGGGCGGGGCCUGCAAGAAGGCUGGUUCCAUGGGCAUCCCUACGAAGUGCGGACUGGAGGAUUAGAUGCCUUGGGGCAGGUUCUCAGAGAUCUCGAGGCGGGCAAAAGUUCGGCGAAGAAGUACUUGCUGAAAAUUGCAGAGACCAAGGGCGUUAUGUGA
Molecule: messenger RNA, 921 nt
Organism: Colletotrichum aenigma
Lineage: Eukaryota; Fungi; Ascomycota; Sordariomycetes; Glomerellales; Glomerellaceae
Gene: fsr4-0
Product: Trans-enoyl reductase fsr4
Exons: 2
Coding region: 1-921 (306 amino acids)
Molecular function (GO): oxidoreductase activity, acting on NAD(P)H
Source: RefSeq, a predicted model, not a curated record